ACCCCAAAUGAGGUUUACCCAACAUGCAGCUUGGUUAUGAGAAGAUAAGUCAAGAUGGCGACUAAAAUAAUCAAAGAAAGUGCUCCUCCUUUUGAUUGUCCAACAUGGGCAGGCAAGCCGCCCCAAGGGCUACAUCUAGACGUGAUGAAGGGAGACAAACUGAUGGAGAAACUGAUCAUCGAUGAAAAGAAGUACUACUUAUUUGGGAGGAACCCCGAUUGGUGUGACUUCACCAUCGACCAUCAGUCAUGCUCCCGUGUCCAUGCGGCCCUGGUCUACCACAAACACCUGAAAAGGGUCUUUCUCAUAGACCUCAACAGCACACACGGUACUUUCCUUGGACACAUCCGUCUGGAGGCACACAAACCUCAGCAAGUUCCCAUUGAUUCUACAAUAUCUUUUGGGGCCUCAACAAGGACCUACACCAUCAGAGAGAAGCCUCAAACCCAAGGCCCCGCUGGCACAGGAGACAGUAAGACAGGAGAGGAUGAGGAGCUGAAAGGACUGCUUGGGCUUCCAGAGGAAGAGACGGAGCUAGAGAAUUUGACAGAGUUUAACACGGCUCACAACAAGCGCAUCUCCCUACUGACCAUUGAGGAGGGUAAUCUGGAAAUCCAGAGGCCUAAGAGGAAACGCAGGAAUUCCAGGGUUACCUUCAAUGAGGAGGACUCCAUCAUUAACCCAGAGGAUAUAGACCCCUCGGUGGGACGGUUUAGGAACAUGAUACAGACUGCUGUCAUCCCCAUCAAGAAACGAAGAUCAGAGGGUCACAACACUCUGGGUCUUGAUGAAAUGACUUCAAAGCGCAUCCACGGCUACAGCUUGGGUGGUGGUCUCUAUGGGGACUUACCUCCCACCAGUCAUGAGAACCAGCCAACAGGAGCUCCAGGAGGUGCUUCUAUGCAGGGAGGGCUUCCUCUGCCCUUCCCUAAUCCAGCACCAGAGGUGGACCUGGCCCCAGAGGCUCCCCACCCCCCUGUCACUCUCAACCCUACCCCUGUCACAGCCCCCUACCUACCAGAGACCCACAAUGAGCCACGCAAAAAGAAGUAUGCCAAAGAAGCAUGGCCGGGCAAGAAACCCACCCCUUCGCUACUCAUCUAACAGUUUCUUAAAUCUGCUGGUUCUCUGGUUGCCAGCAGAUACAUCAGGGACUGUGACAUGGCAGCGGUGGAGUCAUUAACUUCUCAAUCUUCCUUUUUACUGUUUGUUGUGCUACUCAUCAUCACAAAAAGAACCAUACCAUUACCUUGUGGUCGGUCACAAAAUAUCAUCUUCAUUACCAAGUCAGCAGUUGAUUAGUUGGCUAGAACAUGGCAGGCGACAAUUAACGUAAAUUUACAAGACUUGGCAAUCAGCAUUUGAGCCUCAGAGUGGCAGUUAGAUGUUUGUUUGUGAGUGACAGGCUGCAUGGGUAGGAUGGUUCAUGAGUUAUGUUUUGGAUGUAAAGUUGGAUUUUUUUUUUUUUUCUACUAAAAACGUUUCAACAUUUUUUUUCACUCCAGUGUUUUGAUAAUGCUGUUAAACAAAUGGCAAAAAGUACUUUUUUAUAAAAAAUAUUUUACUGUGAGAAGUCAGAUAAUCCAGACAGUAAGUAUGUUUCUAUCAAAACAGA
Messenger RNA from Etheostoma spectabile (orangethroat darter), 1615 nucleotides. RefSeq names its product protein phosphatase 1, regulatory subunit 8b (gene ppp1r8b). The record is from RefSeq and is a predicted model, not a curated record. The transcript is spliced from 7 exons. NCBI's taxonomy places the organism in Eukaryota, Metazoa, Chordata, Actinopteri, Perciformes, Percidae. Bases 55 to 1104 code for a protein of 349 amino acids. Gene Ontology annotation, molecular function: protein binding.